Cucurbitaria berberidis CBS 394.84 is the source of this 2022-nucleotide messenger RNA. Its product is annotated as kinase-like protein. Gene Ontology annotation, molecular function: MAP kinase kinase activity; ATP binding. The coding region runs from base 1 to 2022 and encodes 673 amino acids. The record is from RefSeq and is a predicted model, not a curated record. The transcript is spliced from 2 exons. Lineage: Eukaryota; Fungi; Ascomycota; Dothideomycetes; Pleosporales; Cucurbitariaceae. Gene Ontology annotation, biological process: MAPK cascade; cellular hyperosmotic response; protein phosphorylation.
AUGGCGUCGACCGCGUCCACGCCCGACGAGUCCCAAUCGCCACCCUCUUCUCCUACCCCAUCAAGUCCCGUAGCCAGUGCCACCUCGCCCACACACUUGUCCCCCGAUCGCCUCUCGGCUCGCUCCGUCUCGACGGGCAGCGCAACAGCAGGCAUGACGCCCUCCUCGACGCCGCUCGGCAAUAUCAACGCCGCCAGAAAUCCUCGCCCACCAAACCCCCCUACCAUCUCCAGCCGAGGCAGUGGGCUCAACGUCUCUCAGGACAUCUUGGCCAGGAUACAAGCAGUGCACCUUGGCCGUCAAGGUGCCCCGCCAAAUGGCGCCCCAGGUCGGGGUCCCCUCGCUCCAACUCCAAACCCAAAUGCAAACUCGCGGGGUCCUAUGUCUCCCAGUGGGCCUGUAUUGGGCAACCCUGGCGGCGUACCCGGCGGCUUUCGAUUACCUCCUCCCAAGCCGCACAUGACCAGUUUUGCGUCCGCGCCAGCUGUCCCUGGCCGUGCAGGUGCACCUAAGAUGUCCCUCGCAGAAAAGCGCGGUAUGCGGCCGGCAGGUGGAUUGUCAGCCCGGGCUCCCUCUGGCACUAGCCCGGCUCCUCCUGCUGGCAGGAAGCGCCCUGGCCUCACUCUCUCACAAAUGAACGGAGACAAGCCGGAAGACGUGCCAAAGAAACCAGAGACCAUGCUUGACAAGUAUUCCCAGUACAUCGACACCCAGACUGGCACGCUGAAAUUUGCGGGCAAAGCCAUCCUGAACUCGGAGGGCGUGCAGUUUGCAGGCGGGACUACUUUUAACAUCUCGUUGGAUGAGGUCGACACGCUGGACGAGCUCGGCAAAGGCAACUACGGCACAGUAUACAAGGUCAGGCACAGCAGACCACGAAUGCGGAAACCCGGUCAGGGCUUGGCCGGCAAUAAAGCUGCGCCAGGCUCCCCUUCUCGAAAGACCUUCGAUGGGGACGAAUCGAGCCCGACCAGCGUAAAACCCGCCGUAGGGACUGGCAUCAUAAUGGCCAUGAAGGAAGUCAGGCUCGAACUAGACGACUCCAAGUUCGCUGCUAUCAUCAUGGAAUUGGACGUCCUGCAUCGCUGCGUAUCGCCAUAUAUUGUCGAUUUUUAUGGCGCCUUUUUCCAAGAAGGUGCCGUGUAUAUAUGCAUGGAGUUCAUGGACGGCGGCUCGAUAGACAAGCUUUACGGCGACGGUGUACCGGAAGGCGUACUCCGCAAAAUUACCCUAGCCACAACAAUGGGUCUGAAGUCGCUAAAGGACGAGCACAACAUCAUCCACCGCGAUGUGAAACCCACAAACAUUCUCAUGAACACGAAGGGCCAAAUCAAAAUCUGCGAUUUUGGCGUGAGCGGAAACUUGGUCGCGAGCAUUGCCAAAACCAACAUUGGAUGUCAAAGUUACAUGGCACCCGAGAGAAUUUCUUCUGGUGGCAUUGCACAAGCGGGUGCGAAUCCAGGAGGCGGCACAUACAGCGUGCAGAGCGACAUCUGGAGUUUGGGUCUCACCAUCAUCGAGUGCGCGUUGGGCCGAUACCCAUACCCCCCAGAAACGUACAACAACAUCUUCAGCCAGCUCAGCGCCAUUGUCGAUGGCGAACCUCCGGAUCUGCCUCCCGAGGGCUAUUCGGAAGCUGCACGAAAUUUUGUACGCGGCUGCCUCAACAAAAUUCCAAACCUACGACCAACAUACGCAAUGCUGCUUCAACACGCGUGGCUUGCACCCCUCGCGAAACCGGAAACGAUCACGGAAGAAGACGAGGAAGAGGUGGAAGCAGCCCACCAGGCAGUUGGUGGCGAAGCUGCUGGCGACCAGGGCGUGGCUGUGCCGGUGGAGAUACUUGCCGAUAAGGAGGUUGCAGAUUGGGUCAAGGGUGCUAUUGAAAAGCGUAGGAAUGGCACGCUGAAGCGCUCGGAGAAGCCUGCCCUGCACGCUGCACCUCUAGACGCGGUGUCAAGCCCUUCGCACAAGGACACAAACGGCCUAGACGAAGCACUUCCAGAAGCAACAACAACCUAG